Messenger RNA from Prorocentrum cordatum, 1512 nucleotides. The record is from the annotation of a GenBank genome assembly. Lineage: Eukaryota; Dinophyceae; Prorocentrales; Prorocentraceae.
AUGGCGGCCACCAGCGGCGCUGCCGCGGGGCCGCCAGCCCGGACUGCAGCCUGUGCUUCUCGGCGGGGCCUCGGCGCCACGGCAGGAUGCCACGGCUGGCGGCGGGCUGGGCAGGUGGCGGGGCCCUCGCGGGCGGCGCUGGCCGUGCUGCCCGCGCUGUGGGCCGUGUGCACGCUGCAGCCGUGGCACACGGGCCAGGCUUCCGACGCCACCGGGGCGGGCUUCGUGGCGCCGCGGCACGGCGGUGGUCACGGCAGGCAGCCGCUGACGGCCAUGGGUGCGAGAGUAGAAGCGGAGCUGAAGACGCCGCACUGGCAGAAAGAGGGAGCCGAAGGAUGGACCGAUUACACCAGGUACGCGCUGGGCAUCGAGGACCGCGACCCGUCGAGCCAGGGAGCCGAUCGGCCCAAGGCCAGGCUGCCCGAGCUCGUGGAUCGGAGGCGCUCCCUGGGCGUCGACUUCGGGCCUGAGUUCACCGGGCUGUCGAUGUCCCUCGGCUCUGUCAAUACCAUCCCGCUUGGCACCCUGUCGACUGGGGAGGACUGGAAGGAGACGGUGCUCACGAUCGCGCAGACCGCCAGCACCCGCCGUAUACAAGACAUAGUGAUCGGCCUCCCGCUGGAGAAGGACGGGUCGGACGGCAAGAUUGCGACGCUGGUGCGCUACUUCUCCCAGCUGCUGGCGGACGACGCCUGCCUGCUGCUGCUGGGCCCCCACGUCGGGGUUUACCUCUGGGACGAGCGAUUCUCCACCACCUACGCCGCCAUGAGGCUUGUAACCAGGCCCUCGUUCUACGCCGGCUCGUUCAAGUCCUGGCUGGACGGCCAGCGGGGGCUCGAGGUCAACGCAAAGGCCCUGCUGGAUGCGGAGGCGGCCCGCGCCAUCCUGGAGCACUGGCUCGAGGGCGACCCGACCAUGGGGCUCUCGAACAAGGAGCGGUCGGAGCGCGUCGCGCCGUCCAGGGAGUCCGUCCGGGAGUACCUGGCGUGGAAGAAGAAUCCGCUGGUGGGAGUCCGGCGGCCCGUGGAGCCUCAGGGCCCCGGCAAGGAGGCCAUCGAGUGGGACGACAUGCACCCCGAGUACGAGGACCAGCUGCGGGACCCGAGGUUCAUCAGGGAGGAGGAGGAGCGGUUCGCCGCGUACAUCCGCCAACAGAGGGUGGCCAACAGAGCAGCUGUACUUGGGGCGCGCCUCCCCAAGUACCGCUCGAAGGAGGACAACUCCGAGCUCAAGAAGCACUUCGCGAAGGCGAUGAACAUGCCGUCGGACGACCGCCUCAUGCCGGGCGGGUACAACAAGCCAAAGGGAUUCAGAGGCAUGUACACAAAGGGGAAGCAAUAUCUCGUGCUGUCUGCUCUUCCCUCGAGCACCCUGCCGGGAGCUGCUCUGAGCGCGCGGCCGGGCCUCUCCAGGCGCAGUGGGCCGAGGUCCGGGCGCUCCGUGGCGGGCGGGCACAGGGGAGGGCAGAGAGGGAGGCAGGGGCAGCUUGACUCUCUCUUGGUCGUGCCGUGA